UGUAGCUGUAACGAUCGGUUUACUUUGCACGAUGAUGGCCAUAACUGUACAGAUGUUAACGAAUGUGAUAUAGCAAAUGGUGGAUGUGAGCACAACUGUACAAAUACUAACGGAUCAUACGAAUGUAGCUGUAACACUGGAUUUGCUUUGCACGAUGAUGGCCAUAACUGUACAGAUGUGAACGAAUGUGAUACAGCGAAUGGUGGAUGUACGCAAAUCUGCUCAAAUAAUGUCGGAUCAUUCGUUUGCAGCUGUCUCGAUGGGUUCUCUUUGCAGGACGGCAAUGCAUGCAUAUAUCAGAAGUUGACCUUAGCAGGAGAAGGCGGUCGGGAUAUUAUUCUUGGUGUAUAUGAGUUGCAAGAGGAAAGGAAUGAUGGUCGUGUAGUUUAUAAAUAUGACGUUUUCUAUCUAUAUUAUUUGAUUUCGUUUGGCGACUGGAAUAUAGCAACAAAUCUUGGAAGCACUUCAGUCCAUGGUUAUUUUACCGAUGAAGUCCCUCAAACUCAAUAUCCGGAAGAUUUACAGAGUCAUAUGGAAGUAUCUGAUGGGUACGGAUUCGUAGAUUCUACUUACGUGAUAACACCAUACACAGGGGAUGCUGGACCGUAAUUCUACAUCCCGAUGAAUAAACCAUGGGGGUACACGUGGGGAUGCAUUAGCUGCGGCAUUACUCAUUCAUUUACCAAAUUCCCUCUGAAAAUCAUGUUUACACAACACCACUCUUUACAUACCCACUGAGGAGUAACGUGAUGCAAUUUUUGCAUCAAAAAGUUGUCUUAAAAUGCAGUAUGUUUUGUCACAUCCUGUU
Messenger RNA from Owenia fusiformis, 808 nucleotides. NCBI's taxonomy places the organism in Eukaryota, Metazoa, Annelida, Polychaeta, Sabellida, Oweniidae. The record is from the annotation of a GenBank genome assembly.